UGGGCGCAUCGCGUGGACAAAGUUGGCACGCCAUGACGCCCUGAUGGCCUCCCUAGCGUUGCGCCGGGCGCUCCAAAGGGGCCAAGCGACCUCGGGAUGGCGCGCUGGGCAGGCGCAAUGCCGCUUCGGCUCGAGUAGCAAGGCGGUGGUGGCCGAAGCCUCGCAGGUGCCGCGCGAGCGGAACCGCAACUUCAGCAUCAUCGCCCACGUGGACCACGGCAAGAGCACCCUGUGCGACCGCCUGCUGCAGAGCUGUAACGUGAUCCCCAGCAACGCCCCGGACCAGUUUUUGGACGGCCUCGAGGUGGAGCGCACGCGCGGGAUCACCGUGAAGGCUCAGACCUGCUCCAUGCUGGUCACCUCCGAAACGGACGGCCUGCAGUACCUGCUGAACCUCAUCGACACCCCGGGGCACGUGGACUUCUCCUACGAGGUCUCGAGGUCGCUGCAGGCGUGUCAGGGCGCGGUGCUGCUCUGUGAUGCGGUGCAAGGCAUCCAGGCGCAGACGGUGUCCACGUUCCACCAGGCCUUCGAGGCGGAUCUGGAGGUACUUUGCGCCCUCAGCAAGGUGGACCUCGAGCACGCGCAGAAGGAGGACGUGAAGCGGCAGCUCUCGAUGCUCACGGGCGUGGGCGGCGAGGAGGUGCUGGAGGUCAGCGGCAAGACGGGGCAGGGCGUCCCGGGCCUCGUGGAGGCGAUCAUUCGCAAGGUGCCGCCGCCCCCAGGCUCCCGCGACGCGGCCUUCAAGGCCUUGCUCUUCGAUGCCCACUACGACCGACAGCGCGGCAUGGUGCUCCUCAUCGCGGUGCAGGAUGGCCAGCUGAAGAGGGGCAGCAAGAUCUUUUGCUCCUACAGCCGCCGGCUACACGUGGCCACGGACAUCGGCUUCUUGUACCCGGACCUCUGCUCUACGGAGCACCUCUGCAGCGGGCAGAUCGGCUUUGUGGUGGUGGGGGCCAAGGACAUCCGCAGUUUCCGGGUGGGCGAGACCGUAUGGGCCGAAGGCGGCGAGAAAGCGGGGGUGCCGUUUCCCGGCUUUCGACCUGCCCAUCCGAUGGUCUAUGCCGGGAUCUUUCCAGAGGCCGUGGGGGACGGGGAGAAGCUGGAGGUGGCCAUGCAGCGCCUGCUGCUCACUGACGCUUCCGUCGAGGCCAAGAGAGACAUCUCGCCCGUCCUGGGUGCGGGCUUCAGGUGCGGCUUCCUGGGGCUUUUGCACCUGGACGUCUUCCGCCAGCGUCUGAAGUCCGAGUACGGCGUGGAUGUGCUUGCCACCAACCCCACGGUGCCCUACCGCCUCAUCCUGCCGAACGACCAGGAGGUGGUGGUGGAGCAUGCCGGGGACUUCCCCUCGCCACCGGCGAUGCCGCCGAAGACGGUGCAGGAGCCGCUGGUAAACGCCACCAUUGUGCUACCGCGAGAGCUGACCACCGGGGUGCAGCAGCUCUGCCUCGAGCGCCGGGGCGAGGACGGAGCUCCCUCUCCCCUUGGGGAGAUGUCCAGCUCGAGUUGGCCGGGGUAA
Messenger RNA from Effrenium voratum, 1519 nucleotides. Lineage: Eukaryota; Dinophyceae; Suessiales; Symbiodiniaceae. The record is from the annotation of a GenBank genome assembly.